AUGUGGAUACUUACCCGCCUUAUAUGGCCAUUGGCCCUUCGAAAUCUGCGAAUCCUUCAUGUCUUGCUUUGUUGUCUGGCCAAUGCUAGCGCUGAUUCGCCAGACAUGGCACAUGCCCUCAUUGUCGGUCCUCAAUCUGGAUCAGCAUCAGCUCUGACGACACCGGCAUCAGGCAAAGCUCCAUCUCUUACAGCUAAGGCGUUCACGGCUGGAAGCGGAGGUACCGUGACCACCGGUAAUAGCUCGAGUGUCACCUCCGUCGGGAGCUGCAGUGGCACUAUUGGCACCAGAUUAGGACAUUCAAAUGGGAUUUCUCACGGGCGAACUGAUUCCAAGGAAAUUGGCUUCGCUUCGAUACACAAGAUUACGGAUCUUACCAGUGAGCUAUAUCAUGGGAACAUGUAA
Molecule: messenger RNA, 405 nt
Organism: Protopolystoma xenopodis
Lineage: Eukaryota; Metazoa; Platyhelminthes; Monogenea; Polystomatidea; Polystomatidae
Source: the annotation of a GenBank genome assembly